AUGUCGGCCCCGAGAACGAAACGUCUCUUCGCUGGCGCAUCAAGCGACCCCUCCCAGCGCCAAAUCACCUCCUUCUUCAACACUCGAUCCGGCCCAGCUCCUUCUCCGGCCGGUCCCUCGCCCAACGUUCAAGAAACCAUCCCCUUGGACACACAAUCCAACCUCCUCUCCGUCGGCAUGCGCGUCCGCAAGUCCGUGCCAGAGGGCUACAAGACGGGCUCCUACAGCAGCUUCAAGUUGUGGACCGACGCCACGGACCGCCGCACCCCCGUCGUCCGGUCAACCACCACCACCUCUACCAACCGCAACCGCAGCGCCGCCGCCUCCCAGCGCGAACUCCUGCCCUUCUGCGGCAUCAACAAGGUCGGAGGCCUAUCCAGCCAGCCGGUCCACCACUCCAGCGACGAGGACGACUACGAACUCGAUGACGGCAGCGUGCCUGGGCUGGACGAUAUGCCGGGCCUGUGCAGCUCCCAAGAGAGCGUGGAAAGUGUCGAGAGCACGGCCAGCGACGGACGGAGCAAGAAGCGUUUCUUCGCCCACGACGAGGAGAGCGACGAGCCGGUGCAGAUGUGGGCGGACCGCGCGGCGUGGUUGGAGGGCGAGGUGAGCCCGCGGAGCCUGGCCCCGUCUGGGUGGGCAAAUGCUCGCCCGUUGGCUGUCCCGAGGAAGAGCCGUCGGAAUAUGAAGACUAGACUGGGGCAGGAGAAUGUUGUCGUGGAUGAUUUCGAGGACGCGGAUUUCCUCGUCACGCCUGACACUGAUAUGAGUGAUGCAUAG
This is a messenger RNA of Colletotrichum fioriniae, 780 nucleotides long. RefSeq lists its product as uncharacterized. Lineage: Eukaryota; Fungi; Ascomycota; Sordariomycetes; Glomerellales; Glomerellaceae. Gene Ontology annotation, molecular function: ribonucleoside-diphosphate reductase inhibitor activity. Gene Ontology annotation, biological process: intracellular protein localization. Gene Ontology annotation, cellular component: nucleus; cytoplasm. The record is from RefSeq and is a predicted model, not a curated record.